AUGAAAGAUACAGGAGGCAAGCAGCUGGAAGAUGGCUGUACCCUUUCUUAUUACAACAUCCAGAAAGAAUCAACUCUGCACCUGGUCCUGCGCCUGAAGGAUGGUAUGCAGAUCUUCAUGAAGACCCUGACCAGCAAGAUCAUCAUCCUGGAGGUGGAGCCCAGUGACACCAUCGAAAAUGUGAAGGCCAAGAUCCAGGAUAAAGAGGGCAUCCCCCCUGACCAGCAGAGGCUCAUCUUUGCAGGCAAGCAGCUGGAAGAUGGCCACACUCUUUCUGAUGACAACAUCCAGAAAGAGUCAACUCUCUACCUGGUUCUCCGUCUGAGGGGUGGCUGUUAAUUCUUCAAUCUUGAAUUCUUAGUGCCCAAUGAUGGCAUGGCUCUGCACUCUAGCUAGCUAUUUGCCCCAAUUUAAGUUUAGAAAUUACCAGUUUCAGUAAGAGCUGAAUCACUGGUUUUCUCAAUAGCUGUUCAAAAUGUUAAUAAAAGUUUUGUUGCAUGGUA
Molecule: messenger RNA, 503 nt
Organism: Canis lupus familiaris (dog)
Lineage: Eukaryota; Metazoa; Chordata; Mammalia; Carnivora; Canidae
Product: ubiquitin-like
Exons: 2
Coding region: 1-339 (112 amino acids)
Biological process (GO): modification-dependent protein catabolic process; protein ubiquitination
Cellular component (GO): cytoplasm; nucleus
Molecular function (GO): ubiquitin protein ligase binding; protein tag activity
Source: RefSeq, a predicted model, not a curated record